CGUUCAUGUGUAAUUUCAGCGUAAACUGGUGCCAGAAACAAGACUUCGCGGCUCUUAUGAGGGUUUUAGACACCGGGUCACGAGAAAGCGAGUUACGGGUUCCAGUUUUAGGAAAGCGGCGGAAAGGUCACGUGCAGAGCUCAACGUUAAUUUGACGGUUGCGGCGGAGCGCUCCUGACGAGAGGGACGGUUUUGAAGUUCGCUGGAAGCACGCGACACUCGGAUUACCAAAAAAAAAAGCGCAUUUUCUUCAACGGUUUUUGGGUGGACGAAAACAAAAUCCACACAUAAAGACAGCUCGCUUUUAACCGCUAAAUACCGCGCAGUAACUUUGAGGGUCAUCCCGCCACCUUUUGACUUCUUUCCAGACUCCGUGCAGAUAACGGCAGGCGAUGGUGAACAGCCGCGUGGAAACGGCCGCCGUUGCGGUAACGGGAGGCAGCGGCGGGGCAGUGCGCUCCUGUGCAGGCUGCGGAGGUCGGAUCUCAGAUCGCUUCCUGCUCUUCUCCAUGGAUCGGUACUGGCACACGCGCUGCCUCAAGUGCUCCUGCUGCCAGGCUCAGCUGGGAGAGAUCGGCAGCACCUGCUUCAGCAAAGGAGGAAUGAUCCUCUGCAAGAACGAUUACAUCAGGUUGUUUGGUCACAGCGGAGCUUGCAGUGCAUGUGGACAGUCUAUCCCUGCCAGUGAGAUGGUGAUGAGGGCCCAGGGUAACGUCUAUCAUCUAAAGUGUUUCACCUGUGCCACGUGUCGAAAUCGCUUGGUGCCUGGUGACCGAUUUCACUACGUCAACGGCACCAUCUUUUGUGAACACGACCGACCAGGUGGAGCUUUGCUCAGUAGUCACCUGACCCCCCUGCAGAGCAACACCCUCCUACCCGACCAAAAGGUGUGCUGAGAAAACAUGGAUUUAUAAUUUGCGGCGUGCCUUCUCUUCGUACUUUUCCUCACAUCUUCCCUUCAAUCUAUCAUUGUGAAUGUCCACCCACACCCAAGACUUCCGCUUUACUUUCGUGCAUCCAGCCACCUUAGAAGAAGAAUUCAGAACUACGUACUGUGUACUGUGGGUCACUCGUGAGACAAUCACCCCUGACGAGAGAAACCUAUUCAAAUUGAAGAAAUGUGAAAAUGAUCACUCGUAUGUGGUCCAUGUGGUUAUGGCUGGGAUGGUCUGACCCUAAAAGCCUUAGACUCUAUUACAGAGCAGCUCGUUAAAGCCGGGGUGAUUUUGUUCACUUUUGAGAAGUUUCUCAAGACGCUACCUGACAUUUUGGACUGCAUGGGUGUAUGGAUUAUGAGCGAUAUCACAAAAAAAACACCUAUAGAUCAAAUGACUGUUAAAACUUAGUUUUGUUUUCAUGGUGGUUGCCUUUUGCUUACAGGCCCUAUUCACUUUACGUGUAAUCUUUUUUGAAAACAUUGUCAUCUUUGGUGCCUAAAAACAUUUUUAUGUCCAGUUUUUUUCUCCUUUGUCAUUUACUUCUUAUUAGCAAGUAAAUAUAAACAUGCACAGUACAGACAGUGAAGAUGUAUUGUUUUGUCUACUCGAGUUUAUGAUGUAUGAAGUGCUCUUUUUGAAAGAGUCAUAGUCUCCAGAGGAAACAGCAUGUUUUUUUGGGGGGUUUUUUUUUCCAUGGUUUGGUAGAAUAAAUUAUAUGUCUGUAUGCAUAUUCUCUAAUAGAGACUGCUAUUCAGUGUCUGCCAAGACUUUUGGGAGAGUGAGGGAGAUGGAGAGUAAAAUUGUACAUAUUCCAUGUGCUGUUGUAUCGUGUUGAAUGGUUGACCUGUUUUCCUUUGUGUCCUCCGUUUAAACGGAGGAACGUUAAAAAAAUAAGAUAUCUGUAAAAGAAAAAAGUACUUAAUUAAAUAACUAUAAUCAUCACA
Puntigrus tetrazona (Sumatra barb) is the source of this 1882-nucleotide messenger RNA. RefSeq names its product LIM domain only 4a (gene lmo4la). The coding region runs from base 393 to 896 and encodes 167 amino acids. The record is from RefSeq and is a predicted model, not a curated record. Lineage: Eukaryota; Metazoa; Chordata; Actinopteri; Cypriniformes; Cyprinidae. The transcript is spliced from 5 exons.